Dracunculus medinensis (Guinea worm) is the source of this 663-nucleotide messenger RNA. NCBI's taxonomy places the organism in Eukaryota, Metazoa, Nematoda, Chromadorea, Rhabditida, Dracunculidae. The record is from the annotation of a GenBank genome assembly.
CCCUACUGCCACGACUUGUUCCCCACCAACGUAGGAAUUUUACGAAAAUGGACGAAUUACGUUUAUGGUUGGCAACAAAGAUAUUUUGAAGUUGAAAACGGUUCAUUACUUUAUUAUAAAUCAGAAAAUGAGAAAAUAUUUGGAAGUCGCGGUUCAAUAACAAUUCGCUGUGUUUGGGAAUUAUUCUGGGAAGAGGGUGAGAUGAAAAUGUAUAAAAGAAAUCUGGAAAUUGAUGGUUUAGUUCAAGAUCCUUUGAAGGCUACCCAUUUAGUCAAAGUACACAAACGUGUAUGGCCAACAGCUCAACGUGAAUCUCUGUUUUGGUCGCAUACGCGUCGAUUUAAUGAACAUAGAGAUGCAGAUGCGUUGGAUUUAUUCCUUGUUUGCAAUCAUAGUUGUGUACGCCCUGAUGUUCCGUUAAAACAAAGUUCAAAUGUUCGAGUUGGCCUUACUGUUGCUAUGAUCUGCCAAACCAAACCAGUAGAAGAUUUGACUCGUAAUGACGUUUCUUGUCGAAUAAUUUAUGUUUCACGAGUGGAUCCUGGUGGUUGGGUGCCAGUAGCAGGCUUGAGGAUGAUAUAUAAACGUGAAUAUCCAAAGUUUUUGCGCGGAUUUACUGAAUACGUAGUCAAGAACACCAGAUCUACUCCACUGAUUCUUUAA